UGUGUGUAAGAAAUAAAAUAUCAGGAAUAAAUGAGCAGUAGUAAAGUCUCCCCUCACUCUGACCUCAGCCUGAACCCUUAAAAUUAAUGAUCAAACUGUCUGGUUGGCGUUUUAUCAAGCACUCCAUUGGAUUUAGUCCACUAGAGGGACCAUCUUCAGGUAACUGGUCACUAUAAUCUUACUGAGCACGAGUUCAGAUUGCAAGAUAUGUCAACACAAACGGAGUAUCGCUGUUCGUUGCUUGAAUUGUUCUUGCGCAUGUAAACUACACUGCAACUGAUAGCGUCGGAUAAGUGAUCCACUUUCUACAACGCAUGGCUACUAAGGCGGUAGAUUUUUCAGCGACCUGCAUGGCGUCCAGUUUCUCUUGGGUACGGUUGCUAUGGUGACUGUAAACAUUCUGCGGGAGCAUGCAUGGUUGUCAUGGGAACUGCCAGCGGGAGCAUGAAGGAAGCCGGUCUGAGCGAGUCUAUGGACAGAGGGGUCGAGUCACUGGGGACGUGACAACAUUAGAUUGCCAUAUACGUUAUGACACCUGUGUGAGGAAAAUGCAGCCAAUGCCAGUAUUACACUCAGUGGCCCCAGCAGAAGGAAGGCUACGUCGUACUGUGCCAAGUCUCCCGGCAAUCAAGCCAGACAGGAUAAAAAGAGCUAAAUCACUGGUGGAGAAAGCCCUUAAGUUGCGGAAAGUGUUUUCAGUGCAGGGACCUUAUCCUGUGAUCCGUGCUGCCUUAUGGGCCAGAGGGUGGGUGGAACGUCGUUUACCCCCUCUGGUACAGAGAGCACCUCAUGGUCAUGGGGAUGAGGAGGAUGAUGGCGAUGAUGGUGAUGUUUGUCCUGAUAUCACUGAGGGGAUGGAUGAAGGUGAGAAAGAGGAGAACCUUGAUGACAUGUAUGACCUCAUGUCUCGCCUUGUACGAAAUGAAACAACGUACUUCUACUGGACGACACGACGGGAUCUCAUCGACUGUCAGUCUCUACGGAAAGAACAAAUGACCAAUCACUACGCUAAUGCUGGAACAUUUACCACUAAGGUUGGACUCUGUGUGAAUUUGCGUAAUCUUCAGUGGUUUGAUUCAGCAGAUCCCGACACGUUCUUCCCAAGAUGCUACAGACUCGGGGCAGAGGAUGAAAAGCAUGCAUUCAUAGAGGACUUCAGGAGAACAGCAUGCACCAGCCUGCUGCAGCAUGUGGUCGAAACAAGUAGACAGAGGAAAGACAGAGCUAAGGAUGAAGAGGAAAAAGCCAAAAAUAGUGUGUCCGAGGAGUUGGAAAAUGUAGAGCAUCAAAUUGUGGGUCCAGGGAUGAUUGACACAGCUUUACAUGUGUGCCAAGAAUUUCUCACCAUCUUGGAGCAUGGUGAUAUUGAUUUGGAAACAUCCCCUUCUGUGGAGGAACAACAGUGGGCAGAGUUUCUGCCAGAAUACUACAUGGUUGUGCAUGAGGGUGCGUUGAUCAGGGGUGGCAGUGCUUAUGUGGAUCGAUGCCAGGACAUGCUAACAAGAUUGCAGGAGGCAUGUCCUCAACUAGACACAGACGGAGUAAAUAACAUCUGGAUCAUCAAACCAGGGGCCAUGUCAAGAGGCCGAGGAAUUAUAUGCAUGAAUCGACUGGAUGAGAUUUUGGCACUUGUGGACAAUGACAGAGCACUGAUGAAGGAGAGUAAGUGGGUGGUUCAGAAAUACCUUGAACGACCUCUGCUGAUCCAUGGCACCAAGUUUGACCUUCGUCAGUGGUUCCUCGUCACCGACUGGAAUCCUCUUACAGUCUGGUUCUAUAGAGAGUGUUACCUGCGGUUCUCCACUCAGCCAUACUCAACAAAAAUCCUGGACAGCUCAGUCCACCUGUGCAACAACUCUAUCCAGAAACACUUCCAGCCAUCUCGUGAUCGCCAUCCAGAGGUGCCUGAGGACAACAUGUGGUCUUGCUCUCAGUUUAGGUCUUUUCUGCAACGCCAGGGCCGUGAAGGAGACUGGGAGUCUGUAGUGGUCCCUGGCAUGCAGCAAGCGGUGGUCCGUGCCCUGCAGACAGCACAGGACCUGGUGGAGCCCCGUAAGGCCAGCUUUGAGCUUUAUGGGGCAGACUUUAUGCUGGGCAGAGACCUGAGGCCUUGGCUUCUAGAGAUCAAUGCCAGUCCAACAAUGGCCUGUUCCAGCACUGUGACCGCUCGACUCUGCCCUGCUGUGCAGCUGGAUACACUGAGAGUAGUGCUGGACCGGCGGGCUGAUCCUAAUGCUUACACAGGAGGCUUUGAGCUUAUCUACAAACAGGCUGCAGUUGAAGUUCCUCAGUAUGUGGGGGUGAACCUGCUGGUAGAAGGGGCUCCUAUAAGGCGAUCUAGACCUCUACUCAAACAGUCUUUCAUUUCCAGUCUACCUCUCACCAUCCAGUUCUCCUCAGACCAGUCAUCUACAGAAGAGCUGGAAGCAACUCGUAAACCAUCAGGUCAGAAGGCCUACUCACGGUCAGCUAAUCGGCAUUCAGAUAAGGAGAACAGAGCUAUCGGAGAGAAAAAGAGGCAGCUGAAAUCGACAUCUCCUAAGAGGGAGCCUGAGGGGAGGGCAGGGUUUCAGAUGAGCUCCUGUGUCUGCAGGCCCCGUCACAGUCUGAUACCUGAACAACCCUCGGUGAUACACACUGAACCUCAGAGAAAAGCACGGCGUUUGGGGUUAAGCCUAAGUAGCAAUGGGGCAACUGUUGUACCCCGAAGCAUCUCCUUUUCUCUGGGCCUCCCAAACAGCAUGUCAGACGGUAAAGCCAAGUCAAAACCAAGCCAUGGAUCUCACAUUUCCAAAUCCUUCCUUCCACAUUCAGCUUCUGAACCCCAGCACAAGACCUCUGCUCGAGUAUUUCCUUCACUCCAGGGUCCGCUUCCUUCACUGGAGGUUUUUAGUCUGAGGCCAAACAUUGUGGCGGGUACCGCACCCCGUCACAAUCCAAAUCUUUCCUCUCUCUCCAGCUACCACAGGAAUUGGUUAUUUGUCCUUCCAUAUCGACAAAGCACAGCCAAAAGUAAAGUUGACUGCAGAGUUGAACCAAAACACUAGUGUAUCUGUGUUACAAGAAAGGAAAGAUAAUCUGUACACACUGUAUUUUUUUUUUACAUUUUUUAUUAAGCUUGGAUUAAUAAAACACAUCACGGUCCCAUAUAGUGGAGGUUAAAUAUUAUAAGUCCAAAUGUGUUGACAUUUUGGGAUGACUAUAACAUGGUUCAGACUGUAAUGGCUCACAGUAUAAAUAAUACUGCAAAUCAAACACUUCUUGCUGCAAAUAAAUCACUGGAGAUGAUUUAGGGAAAAAAAGUUGGGGUGCAUGUAUAUUAAAUGGUCCAAACACAUGUUGAAUUAA
Messenger RNA from Sphaeramia orbicularis (orbiculate cardinalfish), 3348 nucleotides. RefSeq names its product tubulin tyrosine ligase-like family, member 3 (gene ttll3). The record is from RefSeq and is a predicted model, not a curated record. The transcript has 13 exons. Gene Ontology annotation, cellular component: microtubule cytoskeleton; axoneme. Lineage: Eukaryota; Metazoa; Chordata; Actinopteri; Kurtiformes; Apogonidae. Gene Ontology annotation, biological process: protein polyglycylation; cilium movement; cilium assembly. Bases 411 to 3047 code for a protein of 878 amino acids. Gene Ontology annotation, molecular function: protein-glycine ligase activity, initiating.